GUGAUUUUUCGUGUCUUCGACAUCCUGUGGUGUGUGGCCUUCAUUCUGGAGCUUGUACUCCGCAUCUUUGCCGACGGAAGGAUGUUCUUCAGCCUGGACAACCCUGAGUGUGGGUGGAACUGGACAGACACCUUUUUCGUUGCCGUAUCAACUGCAGAUGAGGCGAUUGUGCUGCUAGGCUUUACCAUGGAACUGUCGCAGUUCCGGCUUCUUCGGAUGAUACGCUUGGUGCGUGUGCUGAGAUUACUGCGAGUGGUUCGUUUCUGCAGCGACCUGCGAAUCAUGGUGAACGGGAUUGCCGGGUCUGUGCGAGUGCUGUUCUGGGCUCUGAUGCUGCUGGCCAUUGUUAUGUUUAUUUUCGGCGUCACCCUGAUGCAGCUGGCCUACGCUCAUCUCAAGAGCGAAGAUGGUAGCGGCGCAGUUGAUGUGGCCAAGUACUACGGUUCUUUGGGCA
Messenger RNA from Symbiodinium pilosum, 454 nucleotides. Lineage: Eukaryota; Dinophyceae; Suessiales; Symbiodiniaceae. The record is from the annotation of a GenBank genome assembly.